AUGAUAAGCCUUUACCUAGUAGUUGUCUUAGUCUUACACUCGGAAUGCCUGGAGGAAAGUCACGACGUACAAGAGUUGUUGCCAAAGCCUGUGAUAGGGGCAUUUCUCGACGAGAGCGAAUCGACGCGACAAGCAUUUUCACUGGCUGUUCAUACGGUUAACAAGUGCACGUACGACCACAAGAUCUGCGAGAAAAUUUGUCCUACCGACUCGAAUAUCAACAAGCGUCUCUUUCACCAAGUUGAAUUCUCUACGAUGACUGCGCAGGACGACAAUGAAAUACCCGUCAUUCGACAAAAUUUUGCAAAGCUAGCAGGGAUGGAUCACAAGGACGAUACUUCGAUCAUAAAGAACGAGAAGGGUUUGUCUUUCGUGAUCGGGCCUCACGAGUCCAUAUCGUCGCUCUACGUGCAAGGUCUUUGCGAGCUCUACAAUCUACCCCAGAUCGUCAUCAGACGCGAAAACGAGCGGGAGCACAGCGCCUCUCAGACCAUCAAUCUUUAUCCGGACACCGAAACUGUCAACAACGUGUUUCUGGAUUUGAUAAAGAAAAUGGGAUGGCAGACUUUCUCAAUACUGUACGAAGACACAAAUAACUUCAUAGCUCUUCGCAAUAUACUGGCGAUGUAUCGGUACACGCACAGCGUUUACGGAAUCAAGUUGGCUGGUCAUGGAUCAAAUUACAGCGAGCCGUUAUUGAAAGCCAAGAGCUUGCAGCACAAAAGCUUUCUCAUCGACUGCGGAUUUGAUAUUUUGGACAACGUGCUGACGCAACUACAAGAAGUUGGCAUGAUGACAGGCGAUUACAGAUAUGUCAUCACAACACUGGAUCUGCACGCGAUCGACUGGCGCCAGUACCAGUAUUCUGGCGUUAACAUAAAAGGUUUCCAACUAAUAGAUUUCACCAAUCCAUUUGUCCGCGAUUUCCUGAACGAUUAUUUGGAUGUAUUUAAGAUCGAGUCUGUUGAACAGUUUCGACUCGAUGAUGCCUUAAUAUUCGACGCGGUGAUGAUGUUUGCACAUGCUUACAAAGAUCUUAGUUAUAAGAAUGGACAGUUAUUCAGUGCUACAUUUUCCAAGGAUUUCGAUAAAGAAUUCUAUCCCUGGAAGGAAGGUCUCAGUUUGAGAAAUUACUUGUUAUAUACGGAAAUUAUGGGUCUGACGGGCCCAAUAGCGAUAGACGGCGAUGGUGCUCGACGACGUUUCAAACUCGAUUUGAUGACUCUCCACGAGACGGGUCUCAAGAAACAUUGCGAAUGGAAUUUUGAAAAUUAUUUCGUCGAUUUCAGACACAAAGAGUCGCGCGAAAAGCCUCACUACAAAGUCCUCAUUACGAAUAAUCCACCUUACGCGAUGGUAGUGAAACAUUCGAGGAGCAUGGCAGGGAACGAGCGUUACGAAGGAUUGGUUGUUGAUAUAAUAAAAGAAUUGUCCAAGGCAUUGGACUUCGAUUACACGUUGAUCAUGCAUUCGAAUACGAAUAAUGGCAAUUGCAAAUGGGAAAAGCUCAGCAAUUACACAAGCUGCAUUAGUUGCGACGGCGUAACGGGAAGAGUUUUUAAUGGAGAAGUUGAUAUGGCAAUAUCGGAUUUGACGAUGACGGAAAACCGAGCGAAGUGCGUGCAGUUUUCAACGCCCUUCAUGAAUUUGGGCAUAAGCCUGUUAGUGAAGAAACCUCAGAAAGUAGUCACUCUAUUUUCCUUUCUCGCGCCUUUCCACUAUCAAGUUUGGCUGUGUAUAGCAUUGAGCACCAUUGUGAUGUCGAUCUUAUUUUUCGCCCUUGGCCGUCUUUGCCCAGCCGAAUGGACAAAUCCUUAUCCCUGCAUUGAAGAACCUAACGAACUGCAGAACCAAUUUACAUUCAACAAUGCCGUGUGGUUCACUGUGGGAGCUAUCUUGCAACAGGGUUCGGAAAUCGCACCAAUGCAA
Molecule: messenger RNA, 1929 nt
Organism: Phymastichus coffea
Lineage: Eukaryota; Metazoa; Arthropoda; Insecta; Hymenoptera; Eulophidae
Product: glutamate receptor ionotropic, kainate 1-like
Exons: 9
Biological process (GO): synaptic transmission, glutamatergic; modulation of chemical synaptic transmission
Cellular component (GO): postsynaptic membrane; plasma membrane
Molecular function (GO): transmitter-gated monoatomic ion channel activity involved in regulation of postsynaptic membrane potential; glutamate-gated receptor activity
Source: RefSeq, a predicted model, not a curated record